ACAGUUAAAGCUAUUCACGAAAAUGUCCUUGCUCUUAUAAGAAAGAUACAAGGCAUCUUUUCCCAAGAAAGCAAUUGGAUCUUAAGCCACUUUCCUAGGGAGCAAAAUCAACAAAUUGGCUUUUGGAGAAAAGAAAAAAAAAAAGUAGAUAAAAUUUAGUACUUUUAUUAUCUUUUCUUUAAUAAGAAAAAAAUAUUUCCUCAAAAAAUUGCUUUUUUUCCUUUUGCUUUUAAUCGAUAAUGAGCAAUAAAAGAGCAAGGAUCAGCUUAGACAAGGCGGUGGUUGAUGUUUGGCAACGUGAAGUAGGGGAAAUCUCGGCUAGGAAUUUCGUCAAACGCCUUGCUGCUUCUGAGGAUCUUGUGCUCCGGCUUGACAUUUACAAGAAACUUGACAAGCACCAAGGUUGUGUCAACACUGUGAGCUUUAAUGCUGAUGGCAAUGUUUUAGUCUCAGGCUCCGAUGACACGCAGGUUAUUUUAUGGGAUUGGGAAACCGGGCAUACCAAGCUUUCUUUCCUGUCAGGUCAUCUCAACGAUGUUUUGCAAGCAAAAUUCAUGCCUUACACGGAUGAUCGCAGCUUGGUUACCUGUGCUGCAGAUGGGGAGGUUCGACAUGCUCAAAUUUUGGAACGUGGAGUCGAAACUAGGGUGCUGGCUCAACAUCAGGGACAAGCUUAUAAAUUGGCCAUCGAACCAGGAAGCCCUCAUAUAUUUUAUACUUGCGGCGAAGACGGAUUAGUGCAGCAUAUCGAUCUCCGAACUGCAACAGCUACCGAACUUUUCAUAUGCUGUCCAAUUGAUGAUAGCAGGGUUUACACGCGAGUUAUCAACCUCAAUGCUAUCACGAUUAAUCCAAGGAACCCAAAUCUCUUUGCAGUUGGAGGAUCCGAUGAGUAUACUCGCCUUUAUGAUCUACGUAAAUAUAAGUCGGAUGGCUCAACUGAUUUUGGUCUACCUUUUGAUCGUUUUUGUCCUCGGCAUUUGAUCGGUGAGUAUCAAGUUGGAAUAACAGGCUUGGCCUUUUCAGAUCAGAGCGAGCUUCUAGUUUCCUACAAUAACGAGUUCAUCUAUCUCUUUAUGCGAGAUAUGGGAUUGGAGCAAAAUCCAGUCCCAUCAUCUUCGUCUGCAUGUAGUGAAGCAAGUGAAAUAGAACUUGCUGCUAUGGAUGCUGAUCCGCAAGUUUAUAAGGGACAUAGAAACUGUCAGACAGUGAAAGGUGUGAACUUCUUUGGACCAAAAUCCGAGUAUGUGGUUAGUGGAUCAGACUGUGGCCGAAUAUUUAUUUGGAAGAAGAAAGGCGGAGAGCUAGUUCGUGUUAUGGAAGCAGAUAAGCAUGUGGUCAACUGUAUCGAAUCUCAUCCUCAUACCACAGUUCUUGCUAGCUGUGGAAUCGAGCGUGAUAUCAAAAUAUGGACUCCGAAGGCCAUCGAAAAAGCUGUUCUUCCGACAAACAUCGGACAGGUUCGAAAACGAGCUUCCCGUCGUUUGUUCUCCUUAGAUUGGUCAAACGGUGAAGAAGAUGAUGAUGAUGAUGAUGACGACGAUGACGAUGAUCUUUUUAAAGCUAUUGAUGAUGAUGGUGAUGACGACAAUGUGGACAAUGAUGCGCCAGUUGCAGAGUUGUCAAUUCUGCCCCGAAAUCGAAACGUCAACUCGACCCUGACCUGGUCUGAUGAUCUCUCAGCUAUUACUUCUUUGCAAAAGGUUCGAAAACGAGCUUCCUGUUGUUUGUUCUCCUUAGAUUGGUCGAACGGUGAAGAAGAAGAUGAUGAUGACGACGACGAUGAUCAUCUUUGUAAAGCUAUUGAUGAUGAUGGUGAUGACGACAAUGAGGACAAUGAUGCGCCAGUGGCAGAGUUGUCAAUUCUGCCCCGAAAUCGAAAACUCAACUUGAACCUGACCUGGUCCAAUGAUGAUAAUGACGGUGAUGAUGACAAUGAUGGCGAUGAUAGCAAUGACGAUGCACAAAGUAAUCUUUCCAGUUAUAAUGAUGCUAAUGAUUAAUGAUGAUUGUAAUUUUGCAUUUUCAGUCUCCAGUUGAAAUCGAAAUCUAGUGGCCGGGUGAACCGAAUAACUUCACUCCAAGACCUGAUGUUGCAGUUACUUUCAUGGCAAUCCGAAAGGCAAGAACUUAUGGAUCUAAUGUUGACUUUCAACAUCAACAGUGAUGCUUCUUCGGACAAUGGAGGAAAUGUCUCCGGUCCGGAGGACUUAUUUAGUUGAAUCAUAAUGCGGUAGCAACCUGUUUCGUAACUAUACUUGUACAUAACAAACAGCUUUUACGUUCAACAUUAGGGUUUUCGUAUUCGAGUUUUUUCCUCGUGUAUUUACAUAUUUAUGUAAAGGAAUAAUACAUUUUUCUAUAGCUUUCUCCUGUCUAAACCUCCAAACUAUUGCUGCAGUUUUCAUCCCUUGAAUUCGAAGGAGUCUUCCCUAUUG
Molecule: messenger RNA, 2438 nt
Organism: Gossypium arboreum
Lineage: Eukaryota; Viridiplantae; Streptophyta; Magnoliopsida; Malvales; Malvaceae
Exons: 5
Coding region: 240-2003 (587 amino acids)
Cellular component (GO): cytoplasm; Cul4-RING E3 ubiquitin ligase complex
Molecular function (GO): protein binding
Source: RefSeq, a predicted model, not a curated record